GGAGGAAUACGACCCCGCCGAGCGUGAGCCCUCCGCCUACGACAGUAAGCAGGGCGUAGAGAGCCUACUAAUAUUGUCAGGAAGAAGAAGAAGAACAAGAACAACAACAACAAGAACAAGAACAACAACAACAACAACAACAAGAAGAACAAGAUGAGGACGAUGAUGAGGACGACGACGAGGACGACGGCGACGAGGAAUACGACCCCGUCGAGCGUGUUGCCUCCGCCUACGACGCCUCGCAGUCCCGGUUUCAGCGCGGCUCAGGUCCUGGAACAGAUAUCCUCCAGCGUCGACCAAGAAGACGAAGAAGACUACUGCGAUUCCGAAGAGGAGGACGUUUCGGAAGAUGAAGACGGUGAGGAAUACAACCCCGAGCGCGACGCGGACGACUACGGAGACGACUCGGCCUCGCGGUCGAGCUCCUCUUCGGAGGAAGAUCCGGAGGAAGAGCCGGAGGAAGAGCCGGAGGGAGACGCGGCCGCUGCCCGAGAGCGAGACAGAGAGCCAGACAGAGCCAGAGAGCCAGAGCGAGAAAGGGAGACGUUGCUGUCGAAAAACGGCAAAAUCAAAUGGUCCUCCGCGGCCUAUCGCGGCCCGGACCGACCCCGCGCCAUCCGCCAGCCCUGCCCCGCCGUGACGCCGGGCCCCACGGCCUACGCCGCGUCGCGAGCGCUCGACAUCGAGUCCGCCUUCCGGCUGUUUGUCACACCGGCGAUAGAAAGGAUCAUCGUGGACAUGACCAAUCUGCAGGGGGUGAGAAAAUACGGCGACGGCUGGCGACCCAUGGACUCCACCGACCUGCGCGCCUACGUAGGGCUGCUGAUCCUAGCCGGCGUCUACAGGUCCCGAGGCGAGGCCGCGGCCAGCCUGUGGGACGCCGAGAGCGGCAGGACCGUGUUCCGCGCCACCAUGCCGCUCAAGGCGUUUCACAAGUACUCGAGGCUGCUGCGAUUCGACGACCGCCAGUCGAGACCCGCGAGACUCGCCACCGACAGACUGGCGGCCGUGAGAGAGGUGUGGGACCUGUGGGAGGAGCGGCUGCAGGCCCUCUACAACCCGGGGCCCGAAGUGACGGUGGACGAACAACUGGUCCCGUUCAGAGGACGCUGUCCUUUCCGACAGUACAUUCCCAGCAAGCCGGCCAAAUACGGCAUCAAGUCGUGGGUGGCCUGCGACGCCAAGUCCAGCUACGCUUGGAAGAUGCAAGUGUACACCGGCAAGGCGGCCGGCGGAUGCCCCGAGAAGAACCAGGGCGCGCGCGUCGUCCUCGAUCUGACCGAGGGACUGCCGGCCGGUCACAACGUCACGUGUGACAAUUUCUUCACCUCCUACGAACUCGGGCAGCGGCUCCUCGAGAGGAACCUCACCAUGGUGGGCACGGUGCGAAAGAACAAGCCCGAGCUCCCUCCCGCGCUGCUCCAGUCCAAGGGCAGACAGGUCUCGUCCUCCAGGUUCGCCUUCACGCCCACCGCCACUCUAGUGUCCUACCUGGCAAAGAGAAAUAAGAACGUGCUGCUUCUGAGCACGCGGCACGCGGAGCCUGACGUCAGCGAUCGCCGAGACCGGAAGCCGGCCCUCAUCCUAGACUACAACUGCAACAAGGGCGGCGUGGACAACCUAGACAAGGUGGUCGGGACCUACAGCUGCAGACGGAUGACCGCCCGCUGGCCCCUGGUCAUCUUCCACAACAUCCUCGACGUGUCCUCCUACAACGCCUUUGUCAUAUGGCGAGAGAUCAACCCCGACUGGAUGCCCGGGAAGCGGAACAAGAGGAGGGUGUUCCUGGAGCAGCUCGGAAAGGCGCUCGUGAAGCCCUUGAUCCAAAGAAGGCAGCGUCUCCCCCGCACCGAAGCCGCGUCCGCACUUGUCAAAGUCAUACGGGGCGAGCGUGUAUCCGCCGAGGCUCGUCCGCAGGCCCGCGAGCGAGCCGCCGGCCCGGCCGCCGCCGCCGCCCCGGCCGCCCCGCUGGGGGCGAGUAAGAGGAAGAGGUGUCAGGUCUGCCCACCCAAGAAGGACGCCAAGACACACACAGCGUGCUGCAGGUGUAAGAAAUACAUCUGCAAAGGCUGUUCACACCCAUACUGUCACACUUGUGCCCACUGGGCCUUUAGCCAAGACGGGACAGAGUGACCCCGGGGGGGGGACACUGUGUGCUAGGCAUAAUAGAAGGACAACGGGAGGGUUAUGUAACAACAACCAUACCCAAAAGGCACAAUAUCCACAACCAAGGGAAGGUAGUGCAGGAGGGGGGGCGUUUUUAGAAUCAAUACCCAAACUCACACGGGGCCCAAGGGCAGUACGGGGGACAGCCUGUCACUUCGCACACAGGGCCCUUGCCCGUAAUGUUGAAUCUGUGAGUGUCCACCACAACCUCUCAGUUAUCCAAAACUUUAUGUUGUAUCCUGUCUGUGGAAUUUGGAGGCUGUGACAAUAGAUCCAGCUUUCAGUAGUGUAGCAAACCACGUAUCAGUUAUCCAACACUUGAUGUUCUAGCCAACGCACUAAUACAGGGAACUACUUAUAAGUCAGUUUGGGUUGUUACAAGAGUUUACAUUUAUCAACACUGGGGAAGAGGUAUCAGCUAUAACAAGUAGGACUAUUAUGGGUAACCUGUUCAUCUUCGUUGCAACAAUCCACUUGUCUCUAUGUAUGCAUCUGUACGAAAAGCACAGUGUAAUCAGUGAUGGACCUGUGCUUGAAGAAGACUACCUGGGUGUGGAUGGGGGACUUGACCUUGACGGAGAAUAUCGUGGUAUGGAUGGGGGACCUGAGUUCUGAAUCUGACACUGCUCCGAGAAAGUAUGGGGGAGAUGUAAUUAUCCUAACAGUUGAAAUGUUAUAUUGUAUUCAUUUGGUACUAUGGUGAUGUGGACCUCUUUUAUCAAUAAAGUACAGUUGGUAACACUUGA
Salvelinus fontinalis (brook trout) is the source of this 2912-nucleotide messenger RNA. RefSeq names its product piggyBac transposable element-derived protein 4-like. The record is from RefSeq and is a predicted model, not a curated record. NCBI's taxonomy places the organism in Eukaryota, Metazoa, Chordata, Actinopteri, Salmoniformes, Salmonidae. The transcript is spliced from 2 exons. Bases 154 to 2133 code for a protein of 659 amino acids.